Coniosporium apollinis CBS 100218 is the source of this 1059-nucleotide messenger RNA. RefSeq lists its product as uncharacterized. Gene Ontology annotation, cellular component: Golgi cisterna; trans-Golgi network; cytosol. Lineage: Eukaryota; Fungi; Ascomycota; Dothideomycetes. Gene Ontology annotation, molecular function: phosphatidylinositol-4-phosphate binding. The record is from RefSeq and is a predicted model, not a curated record. The transcript is spliced from 4 exons. Bases 1 to 1059 code for a protein of 352 amino acids. Gene Ontology annotation, biological process: Golgi organization; retrograde vesicle-mediated transport, Golgi to endoplasmic reticulum; Golgi vesicle budding.
AUGGCUUCGACGGCAGGCGGCCUAACGCGCCGAAGAGGAGGAGCAGGCGGAGGAAGCGCAGAGAGCGAAGAUGGCAGCCGUGUCAGCUCGCCCGCGCCCAGACGUCCUGAAGAGAACAGACAGCCGGAAACCGCGUUCGACACCUCGGAAAACGGGCACAAAAUUGCAUACGAUCCGCGAGACAUGAGCGAAAGCGCAGAGAGGAGCAAGCAGCCCAAGCUUACGCUCAUGGAGGAGGUGCUGCUUAUGGGGCUGAAGGACAAGCAGGGCUACCUGUCUUUCUGGAACGACAAUAUAUCGUAUGCGCUGCGAGGGUGCAUUGUCAUAGAAUUGGCCUUUAGAGGGCGCGUCAGCAUGCAGAAAGAUUCGUCGCGGCGGCGGUUCCCCCUGGCUGAUAGAGUUAUCGAGGUCAUAGAUGACACGCUCACUGGCGAGGUGCUGCUGGAUGAGGCGCUGAAGAUGAUGAAGACGAGCGAGAAGAUGAGCGUGGCUUCAUGGAUCGACCUCAUGAGCGGCGAAACAUGGAAUCUUAUGAAAAUAGGCUACCAACUAAAGCAAGUCCGCGAGCGACUCGCGAAAGGCUUGGUAGACAAGGGCAUCCUCCGCACCGAGAAGCGCAACUUCCUCCUGUUCGACAUGGCAACACAUCCAGUCGCCGACGGCGGCGCGAAAGACGAGAUUCGGCGCCGCGUCCGGAACCUGCUGACCAACCGAACCGUUGUGUUGCCCCCCAGCCAAUUCUUGCCGGAAGAGAUGGAGUUCCGGUACCUGAGGACCGUCGCGAUGGUGUGCGCGGCUUACGCGGCGAACGUGCUGGAGAAUGCGCUUUCGACGCUGGGCCAUGAGGCGAGGGAGAGAUCGUUCGCGGUGGUGGACGAGCUACUAGCCGAGUACUCGCAGUAUCCGUUUGCGAAGCGAACGGGCGGCAAUAGUGGAGUUGCGGCAAAUCUUUACCAGGUCAUAAUGGACGAGGUAAACGGUGCCAAGGAUAAGGAGCUACAGAUGGAGGUCGUUGCAGCUUGCUUGAGCGUCUUCACCCGGCUCGACUCCUUGUUAUGA